UGUAGGUACGUCUCUUGAAUCCUCAAAAAGCGCCAUCCAGCUCUGGAAACCGAAAGCCUCCACCUAAAACAACAUCAUCUCAAUUCUCAUUUGACAACUCCACCAAAACCAAAAAACACGAACACCCAAAAUUCAAAACAACAACAACAACAAACCCCUAAAUCUCGAUCCCUCUGCCGCCCCCGUCACCAUCACCGUCACGGCCACUCUCGCAUCCAACGGCCGCGGUCGUCCCCGAUCACCCCACCACCGUCAGGUAGUCAUUUCUGCUCCUAAAGCCUCGUUUCUUGGCAUUUCUGAGCCCGAAUUUGAACGGCUGGAUCGUGUAGUUCAAUGGCACAAUUCGACAAUAACGGGGAAUUCUCGGGCAAAUCCAAGCCCUCCUCCUCCUUGUUCUUCAACCGUUCGCUCACCUUGCAAGCGCCACUGAAACCCUACCUCCAGGCUGGUCUGGAACGAGCCGGGUCCGGUUCGUUGAAGCGGUUCUAUAAUCCCAUGGAAUCGGUCCGGUCCGCCGGGAAUUCCAUCAAAGGCAAGGUCAAGCAACUCUGCAGUCUCUUCGAGUCCCCGAAAAGCCCUGAGGAACCCAAUUUCAAGCUCAAAACGGCACCGAAAUCGGUCGAACCGGUUUCAGAUAUUCCCGCGACGAUCCGGUUACCCGGCACGGAGGACCGGAUCGUGGUUUACUUAACGAGUUUGCGCGGGAUUCGGAGGACCUACGAGGACUGCUACUCGGUGCGGAUGAUAUUUCGGGGGUUUCGGGUGUGGGUCGACGAGCGGGAUGUCUCGAUGGACUCGGCGUACCGGAGGGAGCUCCAGGGCGUGUUGGGAGAGAAGAAUGUGACUCUGCCGCAGGUCUUUGUGAGAGGGAAAUACUUGGGUGGCGCUGAAAUAAUCAAACAGCUAUUUGAAAUUGGCGAAUUGGCGAAAAUUCUUCAGGGGUUUCCGGUUCGGGAACCUGGGUUCGUCUGCGAGAGCUGCGGCGAUGUGCGGUUCGCGCCGUGUGCGAAUUGCGAUGGGAGUAGGAAGGUGUUUGAUGAGGAGGAAGAGAGGGUGAAGAGGUGCUUGGAGUGCAAUGAGAACGGGUUGAUUCGGUGCCCGGACUGCUGUUCUUGAAAUGGGUAUUUGUUCGAAUUGAAAAACUGUUGUGGUUUUUGUUGAUAAAUAUAUGCUUUCAAAGUGUUUGAUGAAUGGUCUAUUUGAAUUCCAAAAGUGUAUUUUGGAUGAAAAAGGUUUGGGUCAUCGGUUGGGGGACUGAUGAUUGUUCAAUUAGUCUCUUUGAACAGCAUUUUGGAUAAUAGUAUAUGUUAUUUCAAAGUGCCGGUUGGAAAACAUUGGGUUUUGGGUGUGUUUCUGAGUGUAUUUGAAAAAGAGGAGAAAGGGUGUCUCCUCUUAUAUCCUAUAUGGGAUUGUAAAUAUGUUAGUGGGAGUACUAAUUUAUUCAAAGGUUUGCAAAUGUUGUCCAAAGAUUUAUCUUAAUGAGAAUGGGUCGUUUUUAUGCCCAAUCUAUUCU
Messenger RNA from Alnus glutinosa, 1513 nucleotides. RefSeq lists its product as uncharacterized. The record is from RefSeq and is a predicted model, not a curated record. The coding region runs from base 334 to 1116 and encodes 260 amino acids. The transcript has a single exon. Lineage: Eukaryota; Viridiplantae; Streptophyta; Magnoliopsida; Fagales; Betulaceae.